UGCUCCGGCAAGAUCAGCGCAACGUGCAUUUGCUGUCAAACAUUUUAUAUUUAUAAGUUGAAGGAGUUAUUGGCUUUUAAAUAAGCAUUGUGCGAUGGCAGCUCUUAAAUACGCGGGGAUGGAUGAUACAGACAGCGAAGACGAGCUUCCUCCGGGCUGGGAGGAGAGGUCCACGAAAGACGGAUGGGUUUAUUAUGCCAACCACGAAGAAAUGAAGACUCAGUGGGAACAUCCCAAAACUGGCCAGAAGAAGCGCUGUGCCGGAGAUUUGCCAUAUGGAUGGGAACAGGAAACAGACGCGAAAGGCCAAAUCUACUAUACUGAUCAUAUCAACAAACGCACAACAUAUUUCGACCCCCGGCAGGCCUUCACUGUAGAAGACCUACAGGUGAAGCCCAAACGCUACGAUGGAAACACAUCUGCGCUUGAUGUACUGCAGAAUCUGGACCUCUCAGACAAGGUCGUCGUCAUCACAGGGGGAAAUUCUGGUAUAGGUUUUGAGACAGCCCGAUCUUUCGCUCUUCACGGAGCCCAUGUGAUCUUAGCCUGCCGAAACAAAAGUCGUGCCAGUAAAGCAGCGGGUCUGAUCACGGACGAGUGGAACAAAGCUCGCGUCGAAGCCAUGACCCUGGAUCUGGCCUCUCUGAGGAGUGUUCGAGAAUUUGCAGAGGCCUUUAAAGCCAGGAAACUGCCCCUGCACAUUCUGGUGUGUAAUGCAGCCGUUUGCACGCAGCCGUGGAGUCGGACUGAGGACGGCCUUGAAUCCACCUUUCAGAUCUGUCACCUGGGUCAUUUCUACCUGGUUCAGCUCCUGCAGGAUGUCUUGCGGUGCUCUGCUCCUGCUCGGGUGGUGAUGGUCUCCUCGGAGUCUCACAGGUUCACAGAUCUGGUGAACUCGUGUGGGAAGGUGGACCUGAAUCUCCUCUCGCCUCCUCAGAAGGAGUACUGGUCAAUGCUGUCCUACAACCGUGCCAAACUCUGCAACAUCCUCUUCUCCAACGAGCUCAACCGCCGCAUGUCUCCCCACGGCGUCAUCUGUAACGCAGUGCAUCCUGGGAAUAUGAUGUACACCUCCAUCCACCGCAGCUGGUGGCUCAUGACGAUUCUCUUCACCCUUGCCCGACCCUUCACAAAGUCCAUGCAACAGGGAGCGGCCACUACGGUCUACUGCGCCGUGGCUCCAGAGUUGGAGGGUCUGGGAGGGAUGUACUUCAACAACUGCUUCCGCUGUCUGCCCUCUCCGCAGGCUCAGGACCCGACGGCCGCUCUCAGCCUGUGGGAACUCAGCGAGAGGCUUAUCCAGGAGCGAUCCACGCUGCCUCAGGCGCUCUGACCCCUCCUUUGUAGCCUCACGCCCCCCCUGACCCCCUGUAGGGUCACCUGUGUGAACAUCUGUGUGGAGGAUGCAAGCGUAGAAUAAUCGUUGAUUUGAGGGGCGAAAAAGAUGCAAUUCUGAACUGUACAAGGACAUUGGCAAUCAAAGAUGGAAGUUAUCUGGGAAUCAGAAGCGGCUGGGGCUUCUACGGCAGAUAAAGAGAAUUCAAUUGUGUUUCUCUCAUGUCAAUGGUGUAAUCGCUCAAUCCUGCGUUAAGGUUUUAACUAAGUCUAGAUCACUCUAUAAAUGUCUCCGUAACAAGCACUAAUGUUUGAGUUGUCUAUUAAGGGGGUACUACAUAUAAAUGAAGAUCACCUUUCAUGGUGGAUGUUUACAGCAUACAAAUACUCUUUUGUUUGGAGAUCAAUGUCUGUACCGAUAAAAAUGUGGAGUAAAUGUUGUAAGGGGCGUAACCUACAAAGACAUAAUGCCAGAAAUGUACAAUUUGCGAACUAUUUACAAACAUGGCAAUUUUGCGUUUCUAAGAACAACCCAGCAUUGGUAUUCUGUACACAAUAUACACAAGACGCUGAAUGCUGUUGACGUUUCUAACUUGAUGGAGCCUCAAAAACCAUUUCAAACUCAUACAAAAUGUUGGACAGUAAAACAGCAUCUGCUUGGAGAACUGGAGGGCCGUUGGUGGCAGAAGGAGAAAAUGAGUCCUCAAUGUCUGAAAAUAUCUGGUGAAGCUCCUUUUGAAUUUCCAGGUAUCGUCUGUUUUUGCAUCAACAUGCAGGGAUUUGCUAAUUGGGUUUUUCGCUGUAAAUCUGGGUGAAGUCAGUACUAGGGGAUUGUGGGUAAGGCUAAGGAAUGGCACUCAGGUUGAUAAAGGGUUUCGUAUUUCUUUCAUUCCUUAAUGUUUUUUUCUUCUAAUCGUCUUCAUCGGGGUUGAUUUUGGAGAGGUUGUGCUUUGUGGCAGUCUUGGAGCCAUGGGUCACCCUAAGCCAGAAGCAUUCCAGUGUAAUACUGUCUGCAAAGAGAAAUAAAGAAAGAUUAAAAUCA
Triplophysa dalaica is the source of this 2377-nucleotide messenger RNA. It is a transcript of the gene wwox, whose product is annotated as WW domain containing oxidoreductase. Lineage: Eukaryota; Metazoa; Chordata; Actinopteri; Cypriniformes; Nemacheilidae. The record is from RefSeq and is a predicted model, not a curated record. The coding region runs from base 95 to 1333 and encodes 412 amino acids. The transcript has 9 exons. Gene Ontology annotation, molecular function: protein binding.